AAGAGGCGGACUGGCCCAGCAGCCUAAUAAGCCUCUGCAGCUGGACCAGACAGUUUGCACCCUUCAUGAUGGUGAUGUCAAUAGAAAAACAUCGGAACUACAUGGGGAAAACAUAAGUGGAUUGUUGUGAAGGCUUCACCCCCCCAGAAGGGAGGCGAGCUCUGGACCGCCACUCCCCUCUCUCCCUCUCUCUCUCUGGGCAAGGGAAGCACGCCUCACUCUGGACCACUUUAGUCUCUCUUCAUAUGUCAAACUUCACCCCAUGGAGUCUUCAACCAACAGCCUGGAUGAUGUGUCGGUGGACGGAAGCGGGGAGUCUGCCGACCGAGCAUCCGUGAUGGAGACACGUCUUCAGGCUCAGGAGGAUGAGAUCACGCUGCUCAAGUCCUCAUUGGCAGACGCCCUGCGCAGGAUCCACCUGCAUGAGCAGCUCCUCCCUGUACUCACACAACAGCUCAUUGCAGUAAACCCUGCUGCUGCCAGAAUCAUCAACCAAGUCUGCUGCCAUGAUUCCAUCCAUGGAGGUCGCCAGCCUCGUAACAGCCAAUCGGCACAGAUUGUUGUGAGCAGUACAAAUGGUCACACACUGUCAGCAGAUCCCAGACCAGCCAGCGUUGACAGAUGCACGCAGACAGAAGCGAGCAGUACCGAGCUGGGUGGAGGCCAGAAGAGGAAGUUUUUAUCCAGGCAGAUGCAGAGCCUGCACCUGGAGGACGCCCUCCAACCAGGGGUGUCAGAAGAGAUGCGGGCCAGGCAGCACCGAGCCCCCGUUAUGGAGGACGAUGAGCUGGAGGAUGACGAGGACGAAAGAGGAGUUGGGGAGCAGGACAAGGAUUUGAGUUCGAUUUCAUCAGUGGAAGAGCCCAUUCGGGCUACUACCAUCAUCAGCCUCCAAGAUGGACAUGCUGGUCCCGCAGGUGCCGACUUUCCACCAGCUUUACACAGACGUUCAGAUCAGAACUCGGGCCCCUCGUCCAGUCCUCUGUCUCCUAUCCGAGAAGAGCAGAAGAAACCUCUCUUGAGAACCAAAAGCGAUUACCUGGUACUCCAGAAGAGGCAGAUAAAACAUCUGAAUAAGAAAGCCGUGUCUUCAGCCAACCUCCUGUGCCCAUCGCCAAACUUGGAGAAUCGUGCCAGGGAGCUUGUGGCCAAUUCAGGCUCCAGAAGAGGAACUUACAGUCAAGAACAGUCCAUCAAAAUGUUCAUCCGGGGCCGUCCCAUAACCAUGUACAUCCCUUCCAACAUCCAGAAUUACGAAGAGCUAAAGAUGGAACCGCCCUCCGAGAGACUGGAGCUGGACUGGAUCUAUGGUUACCGGGGGCGGGACUGUCGUGCCAACCUGUACUUCCUCCCGACGGGCGAGGCGGUCUACUUCACCUCUUGCGUCAUCGUCCUGUACCACAUCAACAAGCGCACACAACGUCACUACCGCAAGCACACUGACUGUGUUCGCUGUCUCACACUCCAUCCUGAUAAGGUGCGAAUAGCGUCGGGCCAAACAGCAGGCGUGGACAAAGAUGGCAAGACCGUGCAGCAGUGUGUUCAUAUUUGGGACUCGACAACUUUGGUAACCCUGCAGCAGAUCGGACUGGGAACUUUCCAUAAAGGAUUGGGAUCUGUUGCCUUUUCCACGAUGGAUUCUGGUGUUUUCCUUUGUGUGAUUGAUGACUCCAAUGAACACAUGUUGUCUGUAUGGGACUGCACCAAAGGCACCAAGCAAGCGGAGGUCAAGACCACUAACGAGGCAGUGUUUGCCGUUGAGUUCCACCCUGCUGACAGCACCAACAUCAUCACCUGUGGUAAAUCCCACGUCCACUUCUGGACUCUGAGCUCGGGCCAGUUUACCAAGAAGCAAGGCAUCUUUGGAAAAUACAAGAAGCCCAAGUUUAUCCAGUGCUUUGUGUUUAGCCUGACUGGUGAGGUUCUGACUGGAGAUUCGGAGGGAAACAUCCUGACAUGGGGCAAGUCUGCCGCAGAUAUCAAAACUCUUGGCAAAGGAGCCAAAGAAACCUUCCAGAUUAUGCGACAGACCAAAGCACACGAAGGGAGCGUGUUUACCCUAUUCAUUCUGCAGGGCGGUGCUGUGUUAAGUGGUGGGAGCAAAGACCACAAGAUCAUCCGCUGGAGCGCCGACCUUGCGCCCGAGCGAGAGUGUGAGAUUCCGGAGAACUUCGGUGCGGCCCGCACCAUUGCUGAUAUGGACGGCGAGGAACUGUUAGUGGGAACAACAAGAAACGCCAUCCUCAGAGGCACCUUCUCUGAGGGAUUUGUGGCCGUUGUGCAAGGUCAUGUGGACGAGAUGUGGGGACUGGCGACACAUCCUUCCAUCAACGUCUUCCUCUCCUGUGGCCAUGACAGGCAGGUGUGUGUAUGGAACACUGAGGAACACAAGCUGGACUGGUCCAUCACCCUCGAGGACUAUGGAUUGUGUGCUGAUUUCUGUCCAAAUGGAUCAGUGGUUUCAGUUGGCCUCAGCACAGGAAGAUGGGUGGUCCUGGACUUGCUGACGAGAGAGGUCAUCGCUGAUUUUGUUGACGGGAACGAGCAGCUGUCCGUCAUGAGGUAUUCCCCUGAUGGCAGCUGUCUGGCUGUGGGCUCACAUGACAACUUUAUCUACAUCUACAAUGUGACAGAAAAUGGUCGGCACUACACUCGCUUUGGGAGAUGCAAUGGCCACUCCAGCUUCAUAACUCACUUGGAUUGGUCCAAAGAUGGGGGGUACAUUAUGUCGAAUUCAGGCGACUACGAGAUCCUCUACUGGGACAUUGCUGCAGGCUGCAAAUUAUUGAGGAAUCGCUUUGAGAGCAAAGAUAGGGAAUGGGCCUCCUACACCUGCGUUCUGGGCUUCCAUGUCAUGGGUGUGUGGUUGGAGGGCUCUGACGGCACCGACAUAAACGCGCUGUGUCGCUCUCACAGCGAGAGCAUGGUGGCGGUGGCCGACGACUUCUGCAAAGUCCAUCUCUUCAAGUACCCUUGUCCCAAACCUAAGGCGCCCAGUCACAAGUACGAGGGCCACGGCAGCCAUGUCACCAACGUGCGCUUCACCCACAGCGACUCCCACCUGCUCUCCAUGGGUGGCAAGGACACGAGCAUUUUCCAAUGGAGGGUGAUCCGGCCGACCUCUGCCUCCUCCACCGCCUCCUCUGAACCUUCCAGCAGCAGCUAAAGAAUGACAGCAGCAAUUAAAAAGCAGAAGUAGAGCGGCAUACAUGAAACCAUUGGACAACUGUCACAUGUGGAGAAGGACUAACAUCUAUAUAAAAUGCUGGUGAAACUAAAACUAAAUGCAAAAUGUGACUAUUAAGAGAACAUUCCUGGGUUUUUAUAAUGCUCUGUGGUGGUGUAUGACACUGUAAUUGAUGUGGGUUUACUAUAUUGCUACUAUGUUGUAUGUGUUAAACUAUUUGUUGGCUGUAGGCUGCCUUUAUGCUUACAUCAGUGGUGUCCAAAGUGUGGCCCGGGCGUCAUUUUUGGCCCGCAGCCCGUUUGGCCCUCAGCACUUUCUGAAAAUAAAAUAAAUUCAUUAUCAAUGAGAUAUAUUA
Messenger RNA from Nerophis lumbriciformis (worm pipefish), 3542 nucleotides. RefSeq names its product EMAP like 3 (gene eml3). NCBI's taxonomy places the organism in Eukaryota, Metazoa, Chordata, Actinopteri, Syngnathiformes, Syngnathidae. The record is from RefSeq and is a predicted model, not a curated record. Gene Ontology annotation, biological process: microtubule cytoskeleton organization. Gene Ontology annotation, molecular function: microtubule binding. Gene Ontology annotation, cellular component: mitotic spindle.